This is a messenger RNA of Stegodyphus dumicola, 645 nucleotides long. RefSeq lists its product as uncharacterized. The record is from RefSeq and is a predicted model, not a curated record. Lineage: Eukaryota; Metazoa; Arthropoda; Arachnida; Araneae; Eresidae.
ACUCUGGCAGAAGCAUCAGCUUUUCAUAUGCCACCGCAGCUAAGACAGCUUUUUUGCUUCAUCUGUGUUUUCUGCAACCCUGCGGAACCCGUCGCUUUGUGGAAUGAAUUCAAAGAGUCCCUUUCUGAAGAUUUUGCGAGAUCUUACUCCUUAGAAGACAGUUUCAGCCUUGCACUGAGAAGUAUAGAAGACCAGUUAGAAGUGCACAAUGUUUCGCUAUGUUCUCUUGGUCUCCCGCAACCAACAUUGACUGAUGAUGUUUCUCUCGAAGUCCCGCAGUUCGAUGUCCAGUAUGAAAACGAACAAGCCGAAGUGUUGAACGGGAUGUUGAAUCCUGAACAGAAAUUAGUUUACGACUUGGUUUUGGAAGCUGUACGAGAUGAGAAUCCUAACACACCGAAGACAUUUUGUGUUAAUGCGUUUGCCGGAGCUGGAAAAACUUUCCUUUUUAGGACGAUCCUUCAUGCUGUUCGAGGAAUGGGCCACGUUGCCAUUCCCGUUGCGUGGAUAGGUGUGCUGUUGACCGGUGGAAGAACUGUACACUCUACUUUCAAGUUGCCGUUCCACUUCUGGAAAAUUCUUCUUUUUUCAUGUAGAGGGACACCAGUACUGACCGACGCCUACCUUAUCGAAAUUUGGGUUUAA